AUGUUGUCUCUUCUCCUCCUUGCGACAGCUUUUCUUCUCCCGGCUGCGCUCAGUGCGCCCGCCGAGGAGCCGGCACGGUUUAUGGAGCGCCAGCUUGUGGAGCGCCAGGGCGGCUAUUAUUGGUCCUUCUGGCAGGAAGGCGGCGGUAGCCACAACUGCCAGAACGGCGCGGGCGGCUCAUAUACGGCGAAAUGGUCCGGUGGAGGAGGCUUUGUCUGCGGAAAGGGAUGGCAGCCCGGUGGCUCGAGGGCUGUCAAGUACAGCGGCACGUACACCCCCGUUGGCCCCGGCUAUCUCGCCCUGUAUGGCUGGACUCAGAGCCCGCUCAUCGAAUACUACAUCGUGGACAACUACGACGUUCUCGCGCCCGGCGAGCCUUGGACAUUUAAGGGCAACUUCACAUCCGAGGAAGGAGACUACAGUGUCUACACGAGCCAGAGGGUUAACAAGCCGUCGAUUGAGGGCACCCGGACCUUUAUGCAGUAUUGGUCCGUGCGGUCAGAGAAGCGCACAGGUGGUACAAUCACUACUGGAACGCACUUCAGCCAGUGGCAGAAACUUGGCAUGAAUCUCGGUCGCCACAGCUAUAUGAUCCUUGCAACGGAGGGAUUCACCAACAGCUCGUAUCCGACGCCUAGCGGUAGUAGCAGUAUCACUUUAUCAUGA
This is a messenger RNA of Trematosphaeria pertusa, 666 nucleotides long. Its product is annotated as glycoside hydrolase family 11 protein. Gene Ontology annotation, biological process: xylan catabolic process. The transcript is spliced from 3 exons. Bases 1 to 666 code for a protein of 221 amino acids. Lineage: Eukaryota; Fungi; Ascomycota; Dothideomycetes; Pleosporales; Trematosphaeriaceae. The record is from RefSeq and is a predicted model, not a curated record. Gene Ontology annotation, molecular function: hydrolase activity, hydrolyzing O-glycosyl compounds.